CGAGAGGCGGCUGCACGCGCAUUUUCUCGCUCGCCGCCGCCAUGCUGAGCGUCGUUGCUGUCUUGAGUCUCGCAGCCCUCGCGCGGGCAGCCCCCGAGCCCCUGGAGGUGUCCGAGAGUCUGGCACUGGAUAAUGGGCUCAACAGGGGUGACUGGGGACCCAUCGAACUCUGCCCGACCCGCUCCUUCGCUUACGGCUUUCAAAUUAAG
Molecule: messenger RNA, 209 nt
Organism: Penaeus monodon (black tiger shrimp)
Lineage: Eukaryota; Metazoa; Arthropoda; Malacostraca; Decapoda; Penaeidae
Product: vitelline membrane outer layer protein 1 homolog
Source: RefSeq, a predicted model, not a curated record